AUGGAAACCGCAGAGCCGCCUUACGACUUUCAUGCUCACCCCGUGGGUGCUUUUGCCCGUCGUCCCAUGGACACGCCCCUAUUCCCAUACUACUCUCAUCCCCAUCCUGCACCUUACUCGCUGCCAUAUCAGGCACCAUCAUCGGCGGCGUACAGUUAUGCUUCGGUAACUCACCCCUCGCCAUACCACUAUCUCGUAGGCCAGCCGCUGAGCUCUCCGCCGCGCGUGGUGCUCGAGCAGCCCUCUCUUCCCGACAUUCGCCCCGCCAAAAAUGCCCUCAGUCAGGUGAAGACCGAGUAUGCGGCGAGAUCGUGCACAGGAGGUCAUGCCUUGUCCACGAAUGCCGCCAACACGAAGCAGGCCACCGAGACCGACUUCUCUACGGGAGUGGAUGUCUUGAUGAAGGCUAUCCAGGCCCGACCAGGCUCAUCGCCAGUUCAACAGUCUUUGCCUCCCCUUCAGCAUCUGACGCCUCCAGGAUGUCCAAGUUAUCUCAUGAGUCCUCCACGCCGCAUGACGAGCAAUGAAGGACAGCUGUCUCGCUCUGGCAAGAAGCGCAAGUAUACAUGCCAUGUACAGGAUUGCGGCAAGAGCUUUGCUCAAAAGACCCAUUUGGACAUUCAUACACGAGCCCAUACAGGAGACAAGCCCUUUAUCUGCAAGGAGCCCGAAUGUGGACAGCGCUUCUCGCAGCUAGGCAACCUGAAGCGUUUCGCUCAACGCGGCAAUGUUCGUGCCCACCAGAACACCCACAUGGACAAGAAGCCCUUCAUCUGCCGCCUGGACGAUUGUGGCAAGAAGUUCACCCAGCUAGGGAAUCUCAAGGUAGGGGGAUCCCCCAUCGCCUGGCACUCUGAUCCUAAAGUAUUGACCCAUCUCGUUCUCAUUCAGUCACACCAGAACAAAUUCCAUGCAAGAACUCUCGGAAUGUUAACGCAACGCUUCUCUCAAGAGACCGGACCAGCCAACUUUCAAGAACAAGAACUGUGGGAAUACUUCGCCAAUCUUUACAAGAAUAGCAACAAGGGCAUCAAGGGACGUGGCAAGGACCGGCGUAUCGCUGCUACAAAACGCUCGGCCUCAGUAGGCGACCAUGUGCAGCGGAUGGCUUCCCCUAGAAUCAGAGGAGGACAUGCACUCGCGUCGAGGCAGCUACGAGGACAGUGUCUCGAUGUACACGGGCGGAUCCAGCAGUGA
Penicillium maclennaniae is the source of this 1197-nucleotide messenger RNA. RefSeq lists its product as uncharacterized. The coding region runs from base 1 to 1197 and encodes 398 amino acids. Gene Ontology annotation, molecular function: RNA polymerase II cis-regulatory region sequence-specific DNA binding; DNA-binding transcription factor activity, RNA polymerase II-specific. The record is from RefSeq and is a predicted model, not a curated record. Gene Ontology annotation, cellular component: nucleus. Gene Ontology annotation, biological process: regulation of transcription by RNA polymerase II; central nervous system development. Lineage: Eukaryota; Fungi; Ascomycota; Eurotiomycetes; Eurotiales; Aspergillaceae. The transcript has 3 exons.